This is a messenger RNA of Prunus armeniaca (apricot), 204 nucleotides long. NCBI's taxonomy places the organism in Eukaryota, Viridiplantae, Streptophyta, Magnoliopsida, Rosales, Rosaceae. The record is from the annotation of a GenBank genome assembly.
AUGGCCCACGCUUCUCUCAUUGGUGGCCAUGUUCUUUGUCAUCACUGGGAUGAUGCUGCCGUCACUGCCAUCCACCUUAUCAAUCGCAUGCCUUCUGGGGUUAUGCCACUUAUCAGAAAGGCUACCAAUGUUAUCACCACCUACCCGGCGUAUCUAUGUCAUUUUGAAUGUCACCUUUCUGGAAUCGGAGAUGUUCUUCCAUGA